Coregonus sp. 'balchen' is the source of this 15384-nucleotide messenger RNA. The record is from the annotation of a GenBank genome assembly. Lineage: Eukaryota; Metazoa; Chordata; Actinopteri; Salmoniformes; Salmonidae.
AUCACCGUGGCUCGCUCCCCCAGCAUGUUUCAGAAAUGUGUUAAGCUGUUCUACAGGCACGAUGGCUGUAACGAACUCGGAUCAUCUCUGGGGAUCUGGACGUGUGAUAUCCUUCGAAUUACGGAGCAGUUGUUACUGAAUUGGCAAUAACUACUGUAUUCAACUAAAUAAGAAUAAGUAUCGUCUGGGCUAUCGCAUCAGCUGGCGCGCGGCUUUAUUUGUUUCUGCGUGGCGAAUGUUAGCUAGCAAACGAAGCAGCACAGUGUCAAGCUAGCGAGUCAAGAUUGUGACAUUUGAGCUAAUCUAGCUAGCUAACAACUAGGUUGUUUCUAGCUUGGUACUCAUAGUGUAGUGGGAGCUGGUGUGUAGGUGAUGUUCUCCGUACUUUCGUACGGUAGACUGGUUGCCAGAGCAGUCAUUGGCGGACUCUCUCAAACAGAUAGCCGCGACUACAGCCUGGUAACAGCAAGCUGCGGGUUUGGGAAGGAUUUUCGGAAGGGUAUCUUGAAGAAAGGGAUGUGCUACGGCGACGACGCUUGCUUCAUUGCCCAACAUAAAUCUGCCGAUGUUUUGGGUGAGUAACUAAUGCCUGACAUUGGCAACUAUUCUAUAAUGUGAUGAUAUAACCGGCCUGGUUGUCUAGCUGGCUAACUAACAUGCCAGACUGCACAUUUGCUAGUUACAGUAGCUAGUUUGCGUUAAUUACGUUAGUGUUGUAUUAUCAAACAAUAACAAACCAGGGACACUCGGCAUGGACUGUAUUUUGUUUGAUAAUGAUGUACAAUUACUAGAUGCACAAUACGCUAACUAGGUAGCUAUGCUAUUGGCUUAGUUUCAAGCCAAGAAAAUACAUUAAGUACGCUACAUUUGAUUUGCCAUCAUUGACAACCCAGUACUACUGACCUAUAUGAACGAGUCGACUAGUACAACCUAAUUCUGCUGACCUUUGGCUGUGACCCAAAGACAUGAAGGUGUCUAGAUUAGGGUUUCCCAAAGAUCUUGAUGAUGAGUUGGUUAUUUGAAUCUGCUGUGUAGUGCUAAGUCAAAAACCAAAACGUGCACCCAGGGGGGGCCCCAGGACCGAGUUUGGGAAACCCUGUCCUAGAGGUCAGAGCUGCAUGUAGUAGUUUGAGAGUUGUAAUGAUAGGGGGGCAGCCAUAACCAAACUGUAACCAUUAUGUACACAUGAAGAAAUCAAUUAAAAGAUGGACAUUGAGAACUUCUUGCUUGUUUUUCACUAUAACUAGGCUACCACCAGUCUGUCCCAGACAGACUUAAUUUUUCAUUCACACUUUACCCCCCAUGCCACAACAUACAGUACCAGUCAAAAGGUUGGACACACCUACUCAUUCAAGGGUUUUUCUUUAUUUUUACUAUUCUCUACAUUGUAGAAUAAUAGUGAAGACAUCAAAACCACGAAAUGACACAUGGAAUCAUGUAGUAACCAAAAAAGUGUUAAACAAAUCAAAAUAUUUUUUUAUAUUUUAGAUUCUUCAAAGUAGCCACCCUUUGCCUUGAUGACAGCUUUGCACACUCUUUUGUUUAACACUUUUUUGGUUACUACAUGAUUCCAUAUGUGUUAUUUCAUAGUUUUGAUGUCUUCACUAUUAUUCUACAAUGUAGAAAAUAGUAAAAAUAAAGAAAAACCCUUGAAUGAGUUGGUGUGUCCAAACUUUUGAUUGGUACUGUAUAUGGUGUACCUAACUGGUCCUGGACCUCAGGAGGACACCAUGUUACAAAACGUUCAGAGAUAAAUGUAGUGUGGAACAGACAUGAUCCUCUGCCUUGUAAAAUAAGGAACCGGUUUAGCACUAAAUUAACAGCACAUCUAUCAGAAGCAUUCUAGAGACAUUCUACCCCUAGCCCAGUUCAUACAACAAGUAUGACAACAAUACUUGGACCUCCUGAUCCUCACCAUGACUGAUGGUUGGUGUCUCAGAUUUGUCAUAAUCACAUUGAUGGACGAACCAAUAGUUCUGCUGCAAAUAGUCACAUUUCUGUAGCCCACAGUUUAAAGGGCAUUGUAUAUUUUGUUAGUAUCCUGUAAGCUAAACUGAAUGCUGCUUUGUUGUUGGUCAUGUGGCUAAUUGAAUAAUUGCACUGUAAUGCUAGAAAGUUCAAUGCUUUUGCAUUGAAGCUAUGAUUUCAGGUAACACUGGCUUUAGAGAAGAAUGGCAUUUGAAAGCUAUCAAAACAACUUAGAAAAGGUGAUUCAGAAAUUGAGGUAGCCUAACCAAAGCCAGAAUAUCGCCUUUGACUUGAUAGAUUAAUAGCUGCCAUAGCUAAGUUAUUUAUCAUCAAAUAUGAUUACGUAGUACCGGUCUUGACUGGAUCAAACCGGUGAGAAGCUAGUUAAGCUAGCUAACGUUAAGUACUGUAUACUUGAGGCUACAUGAGGCAGGCCAUGUCUGAUUGUUGUCACAUCAGUGAGCCAAAGGUUGGCAGGGAAAGAGUGAGAGAGGACCGUCCUUGUAUGGUCACAGCAAGAGCUGAUUCUUGUGUCUGGGAAGCAGCUGGAAAUAAUUGCAUUCCUAGGAAAAACUUGGACUUUAAGACCAACUGCUCCCAUAAUAGGCAGAGGUACAUUUCAAUAACCAUAGAAACCAAAUGUUUCAGGGUUCUAUACAGUGUGAUUAUGUGACUGCAGGCUAGUGUAUGGGCUUGUUGAUAAUGUAAUGUGACUUGACAACUAAAGACAACUUCAUAAAACGUUCAGUUUCAGAUGGCUAUCAGUAAAAGUUGUUUAUGCACCUUCCGUAGCCUCCAACUGCUCUUAAACGCUAGUAAAACUAAAUGCAUGCUCUUCAAUCGAACGCUGCUGGCACCCGCCCACCCGACUAGAAUCACUACUCUCGGCGGGUCUGACCUAGAGUAUGGACAACUACAAAUACCUAGGUGUCUGGUUAGACUGUAAACUCUCCUUCCAGACUCACAUUAAGCAUCUCCAAUCCAAAGUUAAAUCUAGAAUCUGCUUCCUAUUUUGCAACAAAGCCUCCUUCACUCAUGCUGCCUAACAUGCCCUCGUAAAACUGACUAUCCUACUGAUCCUUGACUUCAGUGAUGUCAUUUACAAAAUAGCCUCCAACUCUACUCAGCAAAUUGGAUGUAGUCUAUCACAGUGCCAUCCGUUUUGUCACCAAAGCCCCAUUAUACUACCCACCAUUGUGACCUGUACGCUCUUGUUGGCUGGUCCUCACUACAUAUUCGUCGCCAAACCCACUGGCUCCAGGUCAUCUAUAAAUCACUGCUAGGCAAAUCCCCGCCUUAUCUUAGCUCAUUGGUCACCAUAGCAACACCCACCCGUAGUAUGUGCUCCAGCAGGCAUAUCUCACUGGUCAUCCCCAAAGCCAACGCCUUCUUUGGCCGCCAUUCCUUCCAGUUCUCUGCUGCCAAUGACUGGAAUGAACUGCAAAAAUCUGUGAAGCUGGAGACACUUAUCUCCCUCACUAACUAUAAGCAUCAGUUGUCAGAGCACCUUACCGAUCACUGCACCUGUACACAGCCCAUCUGAAAUUAGCCCACCCAACUACCUCAUCCCCAUAUUAUUUAUUUUGCUCAUUUGCACCCCAGUAUCUCUAUUUGCACGUCAUCUCUUGCACAUCUAUCAUUUCAGUGUUAAUACUAAUUAUAAUUAUUUUGCACUAUGGCCUAUUUAUUGCCUUACCUCCAUAACUUGCUACAUUUGCACACACUGUAUAUAUAUUUUCUGUUGUAUUUUUGACUUUAUGUUUUGUUUACCCCAUAAUUUUUUACUUUUUUAUUUCACCUUUAAAACAACACACUGCUUUGCUUUAUCUUGGCCAGGUCGCAGUUGUAAAUGAGAACUUGUUCUCAACUGGCUUACCUGGUUAAAUAAAGGUUAAAUAAAAAAUUAAUAAAAAAUUAUCAAUGGAGAUUGUUUCAGUAAAUUUGUCAAGUUGACAAUUUGUCGAAGCAUGUCAAAGAAAUGCUUAUUCGCUGAAGUGUCCCUUGUGUUUCAUUCUAAGCACUGUCUUGCGCUACACUUGGUGUUUUAGUGAAAGUGUCUAUUGUUUCUCCUGUCACAACUGCGGGAAGACAUCUAGUACUUGUUUCCGACCAAUAUGACCUCUUCCAACUGUGUUCUUGAUAGAGUGUUAAGAAUAACCAUAAUGCAAUCUUGAUUCUUGCCUAUCCUUCCUAUCCUGUUAUCCUCUAUUGAACCAAUACCUGACUGUGGUUUCUUCAGGUGUGGCAGAUGGAGUGGGUGGUUGGAGAGACUACGGGGUGGACCCAUCACAGUUUUCAGGGACCCUGAUGAAGACGUGUGAGCGGCUGGUAAAGGAGGGACGCUUCGUUCCAAGCAACCCUGUGGGCAUCCUCACUACCAGCUACUACGAGCUCCUACAGAACAAAGUGCCUCUGCUAGGUGAGUAAAGGCAGCCCUUGAGGAGCACUUCUGUGAACCUGGAGGCUGGCGCAAAAAUAAAUCACAAGGGUCUGCCUCAUACUGACUAGAAUAGGCAUUUACAAUAGAGAAUACGGUAUUUGUAUCUUUUUUUCUUUUUUUUCUUUCAUUUUUCUUUUUUUUAGGGGGUAGAUCAGCUUUAAUAUUUCAGAUAGAUUGUAACUUCGUCAAUGUAAUUGUCUGCAUCACUGGUCAAUGACCUGAAGAGAGCUGGGACCACAGUCUCAAAGAAAACCAUUAGUAACACACUACGCCGUCAUGGAUUAAAAUCCUGCAGCGCACGCAAGGUCCCCCUGCUCAAGCCACCGCAUGUCCAGGCCCGUCUGAAGUUUGCCAAUGACCAUCUGGAUGAUCCAGAGGAGGAAUGGGAGAAGGUAAUGUGGUCUAAAAAUAGAGCUUUUUGGUCUAAACUCCACUCGCCGUGUUUGGAGGAAGAAGAAGGAUGAGUACAACCCCAAGAACACCAUCCCAACCAUAAAGCAUGGAGGUGGAAACAUCAUUCUUUGGGGAUGCUUUUCUGCAAAGGGGACAGGACGACUGCACCGUAUUGAGGGGAGGAUGGAUGGAGCCAUGUAUUGCGAGAUCUUGGCCAACAACCUCCUUCCCUCAGUAAGAGCAUUGAAGAUGGGUCGUGGCUGGGUCUUCCAGCAUGACAACGACCCGAAACACACAGCCAGGGCAACUAAGGAGUGGCUCCUUUGGAGGGAGCUGAAAGUCCGUAUUGCCCAGCGACAUCCCCGAAACCUGAAGGAUCUGGAGAAGGUCUGUAUGGAGGAGUGGGCCAAAAUCCCUGCUGCAGUGUGUGCAAACCUGGUCAGGUCCUACAGGAAACGUAUGAUCUCUGUAAUUGCAAACAAAGGUUUCUGUACCAAAUAUUAAGUUCUGCUUUUCUGAUGUAUCAAAUACUUAUGUCAUACAAUAAAAUGCAAAUAAAUUCAUUAAAAAUCAUAGAAUGUGAUUUUCUGGAUUUUUGUUUUAGAUUCUGUCUCUCACAGUUGAAGUGUACAUUUUCAUGAUGUCCAUCUGGUUUGCUUCUAUAUGCCAUAUUUUUCUAACUGUGCUCUUUCACAAAAGCUCUCAACCUAUAACCUAUAUACUUAUUAUGGACACAGUAUGCUUUACAUUAGUUAUCUUGUUAUUGUUAUUAGUUCCAUCCUUCAGCUCCAUUCAACACCUCCCAUCUACAGUGGGGGAAAAAAGUAUUUAGUCAGCCACCAAUUGUGCAAGUUCUCCCACUUAAAAAGAUGAGAGGCCUGUAAUUUUCAUCAUAGGUACACGUCAACUAUGACAGACAAAUUGAGAAAAAAAAAUCCAGAAAAUCACAUUGUAGGAUUUUUAAUGAAUUUAUUUGCAAAUUAUGGUGGAAAAUAAGUAUUUGGUCACCUACAAACAAGCAAGAUUUCUGGCUCUCACAGACCUGUAACUUCUUCUUUAAGAGGCUCCUCUGUCCUCCACUCGUUACCUGUAUUAAUGGCACCUGUUUGAACUUGUUAUCAGUAUAAAAGACACCUGUCCACAACCUCAAACAGUCACACUCCAAACUCCACUAUGGCCAAGACCAAAGAGCUGUCAAAGGACACCAGAAACAAAAUUGUAGACCUGCACCAGGCUGGGAAGACUGAAUCUGCAAUAGGUAAGCAGCUUGGUUUGAAGAAAUCAACUGUGGGAGCAAUUAUUAGGAAAUGGAAGACAUACAAGACCACUGAUAAUCUCCCUCGAUCUGGGGCUCCACGCAAGAUCUCACCCCGUGGGGUAAAAAUGAUCACAAGAACGGUGAGCAAAAGUCCCAGAACCACACGGGGGGACCUAGUGAAUGACCUGCAGAGAGCUGGGACCAAAGUAACAAAGCCUACCAUCAUUAACACACUACGCCGCCAGGGACUCAAAUCCUGCAGUGCCAGACGUGUCCCCCUGCUUAAGCCAGUACAUGUCCAGGCCCGUCUGAAGUUUGCUAGAGUGCAUUUGGAUGAUCCAGAAGGGGAUUGGGAGAAUGGCAUAUGGUCAGAUGAAACCAAAAUAGAACUUUUUGGUAAAAACUCAACUCGUCGUGUUUGGAGGACAAAGAAUGCUGAGUUGCAUUCAAGGAACACCAUACCUACUGUGAAGCAUGGGGGUGGAAACAUCAUGCUUUGGGGCUGUUUUUCUGCAAAGGGACCAGGACGACUGAUCCGUGUAAAGGAAAGAAUGAAUGGGGCCAUGUAUCGUGAGAUUUUGAGUGAAAACCCCCUUCCAUCAGCAAGGGCAUUGAAGAUGAAACGUGGCUGGGUCUUUCAGCAUGACAAUGAUCCCAAACACACCGCCCGGGCAACGAAGGAGUGGCUUCGUAAGAAGCAUUUCAAGGUCCUGGAGUGGCCUAGCCAGUCUCCAGAUCUCAACCCCAUAGAAAAUCUUUGGAGGGAGUUGAAAGUCCGUGUUGCCCAGCGACAGCCCCAAAACAUCACUGCUCUAGAGGAGAUCUGCAUGGAGGAAUGGGCCAAAAUACCAGCAACAGUGUGUGAAAACCUUGUGAAGACUUACAGAAAACGUUUGACCUGUGUCAUUGCCAACAAAGGGUAUAUAACAAAGUAUUGAGAAACUUUUGUUAUUGACCAAAUACUUAUUUUCCACCAUAAUUUGCAAAUAAAUUCAUUAAAAAUCCUACAAUGUGAUUUUCUGGAUUUUUUUUUCUCAAUUUGUCUGUCAUAGUUGACGUGUACCUAUGAUGAAAAUUACAGGCCUCUCAUCUUUUUAAGUGGGAGAACUUGCACAAUUGGUGGCUGACUAAAUACUUUUUUCCCCCACUGUAUCUCUUAACACCAUCCAUAUUGGAUUUCUAUUUGCCAUAUAUAUUUCAACUGUGAUGUCUUACAAAAGUUCUGAACCUUUCUAUUCUCAUUGUUUCUACAGAUCGUAAAUUGAAAAUAAACAUUUUUGCUAAAAGUAUUAUUAUAUUAUUGAUUGAUUGACUAUGACUUUUCAGUUCACCCAGUAGUGCUAUCUGCAGUGUUAGCGCCAGGUAAAUAUUGCAAUCCUUUAGCCAUUCCUGGACCUGUGUCCAAAAACAAGCUACAAAUGGACAGUACCAAAACAAAUGAUCUAAUGAUUCUGUCUCUUCGCAGCAAAAUCUGCAGAGCUGGGAAGAUUGUAUCCCCCAUAUAAAUAACAUUCUAUUGGUAGCUAGAAUUUUAUAUAAUAUAAAUUGAAAAAUUCUAAGUUUUGAAUUCGGCGUCGUUUUGCGUAUCAAUUCAUAAACACUAUGCCAUGGGAUCGGUACGUCAAAAAUCUCUUCAACUAUUUUGCAAUCUAUAUGGGACGGCUGUCAAUCCUUUGGUCCUUAAAUGAAACUGGUAUACUUUUUUAUUUAUCACAAUUUUCUUUAACCAAUUAUAUUCUUUAAUGCAAGGCCGACAGACAAGUUCCUUACCUUUUCCCCCUUCCACUUUCCUUUUCCAUUUUUGCGGUAAUGCUGCAAUUAUUUGGUUGUAAUUUUGGGUAGAGCAGACAUUUCCAUAUGUUUUUGUUAGCUGCAUGUGCGGCAUAACUCCACCAGUCCUACCGAUAAUAUAAUUUACGAAGAUUUUUUAUCAAUUAGUUUAUUUGAGUUUAACCACAAUAUUUGUUGCAUUAUUUGUUCUGUCGUUUCUGGAGGAUUAAAUUGAAAUUGCAACCAACUUUCUAUGGCUUGUUUUAGAAAUAGUGAUAUUUGGGAGAUUAUUUCCUUUUCAAAUAACUGAAAGUGAGGGAAAAGGCCAUUCUUGAACAUUGGGUGAGACAAUCUUACUAAUUUGCUAGAGAACCAGUUCGGAUUUAAGUAUAACUUUUAUAUGACUGAAGCGUUUAGUGAUAGGUCUAAUGCUUUAAUAUUUAAUCAUUUCUGUCCUCCAAAUUCAUAUUCAUUAUAUAAAUAGGCCCGUUUAAUUUUAUCUGGCUUGCCGUUCCAAAUAAAAUGGAGUAUAUUUUUCUCAUGCAAUUAAAAAAACUGUUCGCUAGGUGUAGGCAAGACCAUAAGCAAAUAGGUAAACUGGGAUAAUACUAAAGAGUUAAUCAGGGUGAUUUUUCCACAAAUUUACAGGUAUUUAUACGGCCUUAAAGCAAUCUUAGAAUGGGCUGUUUUCUGUCUGGGUGGUUAGGCUAAAUUGCAUGUGGGGUGCUGCUAUUUAGAUAGGAUAUUUGCUUGAUGAGUCAGAGACCUGCUGCAUGCCUCUAUCCUGGGAAGUGUAAAGACUAGGAGAAGCCUAUCCCCGCCAGAAUCUCGUCUUGAUCCAUUGCUUUGCUAGAAUGGAGCAUGCAGAAAUGUGCAGGACAAAACUAACCGAGAGUGAGGAGUCAAGAGCAGUCCAUGUCGUCAGUCUGUACUUUUCCAUCCCAUCUCACAUGUAGAAGAGAAAAACAAGCCAGUAUUGUAUUUUUCCAGUGCUGAGGAGUACUGACGUGAGGCCAGCAGUAAUUGUAUUACUAUUGAAAAAACACAAGAAAGGGAGUGCGAGUAGGGUGAGUCAGAGAGCGUGAGGGGUUGUAGGGAGCUCCCAUAGAACAUUCUGGUGGUCCAGAUGACUCAUCAGCAGGGUGUGGCUGCACGCAGAGCCAUGUUUUCGCCGGUUCGUUUAACUUUUAUGUUUCCUUCAAUUUUAUCCUUCCAAAACGUUUCUCUUCCUGAAAUGCAUUGACAUGCCUGCCUCUUCUAACCACAGGUUUAUUUUUUAUUUUUUAUUUCACCUUUAUUUAACCAGGUAAGCCAGUUGAGAACAAGUUCUCAUUUACAACUGCGACCUGGCCAAGAUAAAGCACAGCAGUGCGAUAAAAACAACACAGAGUUACAUAUGGGGUAAACAAAACAUAAAGUCAAAAAUACAACAGAAAAUAUAAAAUAUAUAUACAGUGUGUGCAAAUGUAGCAAGUUAUGGAGGUAAGGCAAUAAAUAGGCCAUAGUGCAAAAUAAUUACAAUUAGUAUUAACACUGGAAUGAUAGAUGUGCAAGAGAUGAUGUGCAAAUAGAGAUACUGGGGUGCAAAAGAGCAAAAUAAAUAACAAUAUGGGGAUGAGGUAGUUGGGUGGGCUAAUUUCAGAUGGGCUGUGUACAGGUGCAGUGAUCGGUAAGGUGCUCUGACAACUGAUGCUUAAAGUUAAUGAGGGAGAUAAGUGUCUCCAGCUUCAGAGAUUUUUGCAGUUCGUUCCAGUCAUUGGCAGCAGAGAACUGGAAGGAAUGGCGGCCAAAGGAGGUGUUGGCUUUGGGGAUGACCAGUGAGAUAUACCUGCUGGAGCGCAUACUACGGGUGGGUGUUGCUAUGGUGACCAAUGAGCUAAGAUAAGCCGGGAAUUUGCCUAGCAGUGAUUUAUAGAUGGCAUAGAGCCAGUGGGUUUGGCAACGAAUAUGUAGUGAGGACCAGCCAACAAGAGCGUACAGGUCACAGUGGUGGGUAGUAUAUGGUGCUUUGGUGACAAAACGGAUGGCACUGUGAUGGACUACAUCCAAUUUGCUGAGUAGAGUGUUGGAGGCUAUUUUGUAAAUGACAUCGCCAAAGUCAAGGAUCGGUAGGAUAGUCAGUUUUACGAGGGCAUGUUUGGCAGCAUGAGUGAAGGAGGCUUUGUUGCGAAAUAGGAAGCCAAUUCUAGAUCUAACUUUGGAUUGGAGAUGCUUAAUGUGAGUCUGGAAGGAGAGUUUACAGUCUAACCAGACACCUAGGUAUUUGUAGUUGUCCACAUACUCUAGGUCAGACCCGUCGAGAGUAGUGAUUCUAGUCGGGUUGGCGGGUGCCAGCAGCAUUCGAUUGAAGAGCAUGCAUUUAGUUUUACUUGUGUUUAAGAGCAGUUGGAGGCUACGGAAGGAGUGUUGUAUGGCAUUGAAGCUCAUUUGGAGGUUUGUUAACAGUGUCCAAUGAAAGCCAGAUGUAUACAAAAUGGUGUCGUCUGCGUAGAAGUGGAUCUGAGAAUCACCAGCAGCAAGAGCGACAUCAUUGAUAUACACAGAGAAAAGAGUUGGCCCAAGAAUUGAACCCUGUGGCACCCCCAGAGACUGCCAUAGGUCCAGACAACAGGCCCUCCGAUUUUACACAUUGAAUUCUAUCUGAGAAGUAGUUGGUGAACCAGGCGAGGCAGUCAUUUGAGAAACCAAGGCUAUUUUGUCUGCCAAUAAGAAUGCGGUGGUUGACAGAGUCGAAAGCCUUGGCCAGGUCGACGAAGACGGCUGCACAGUACAGUCUUAUCGAUCACGGUUAUAAUAUCGUUUAGGACCUUGAGCGUGGCUGAGGUGCACUCAUGACCAGCUCGGAAACCGGAUUGCAUAGCAGAGAAGGUACGGUGGGAUUCAAAAUGGUCGGUGAUCUGUUUGUAAACUUGGCUUUCAAAAACUUUCGAAAGGCAGGGCAGGAUGGAUAUAGGUCUGUAACAGUUUGGAUCUAGAGUGUCACCCCCUUUGAAGAGGGGGAUGACCGCGGCAGCUUUCCAAUCUUUGGGGAUCUCAGACGUCAUGAAAGAGAGGUUGAACAGGCUAGUAAUAGGGGUUGCGACAAUUUCGGCGGCUAAUUUUAGAAAGAAAGGGUCCUGAUUGUCUAGCCCAGAUGAUUUGUAGGGGUCCAGAUUUUGCAGCUCUUUCAGAACAUCAGUUGUCUGAAUUUGUGUGAAGGAGAAGGGAAGGGGGGGGCGGCAUGGGCAAGUUGCAGCGGAGGGUGCAGAGCUGGUGACCGGGGUAGUGGUAGCCAGGUGGAAAGCAUGGCCAGCCGUAGCAAAAUGCUUGUUGAAAUUUAGCUUCAGUAUGAUCAUGAUAUAAUGCAACCAAACAAAAACACUACUCAUAAAUCAUCCUAACCAAUUUAUAAAUUAUUCAAUUGAUUAGUUAGUUACUGAUAUAAUCAGAAUGUAGAGCGUGCCACCCAUAUAUUUAUCGUCUUGUGUUGUCUCCUUCCAGGCAGCAGCACGGCCUGUAUCGUGGUGCUGGACCGGCAGAGCCAUCGGCUGCACACUGCUAACUUGGGAGACUCGGGCUUCCUGGUGGUGCGGGAAGGAGAGGUGGUGCACCGCUCUGACGAACAGCAGCACUACUUCAACACCCCCUUCCAGCUCUCCAUCGCCCCACCUGAAGCGGAGGGGGCCGUCCUCAGUGACAGGUCAGUUUCGUGGUCCUGCUGAAGCCAUAUUUUGUAUUUUAAAGAAGCUGUGUAGUUAUUUGUUUGGUUUUGAAGCACAGAGCCUAGUCUCUGCAUUGGUUCUGCCCUUGUGCUGCUCCCUGGUCUGUUCAGUACAGUGUUGCUGCAGUGUUAGUGAGUGUCAGUACUGCCACAGUCAGUGUGCAUGCCAGGGGUGGUUGGGGCCAUGUGCUGCUGUCUCUCCUUGUGUAGGCAUGUUGCAGACUCCAGUGGGGCCGGUGUUGGGUCCCCGCCACCGUCUAAGCCAGGUCAAAGUCUCAUCACACACACAGAAGGGUGGCCUAAGGGCCCUCCUCACAGCAGCCAAUCCGUGGUCUGCUGACCCACAGGCCUUCUCAACCCUGUAAUCUAGAACAGGGAGAUUAUUUAGAGCUGCUCAUGUGGGUUUCUCUAAACUGGUGUGAGCUGGAACUGAACAUGUUGUAAAUGUAGCUGAUACACAGCAUAGUACUUGUAGAAUAGGCCUAUUCACAACUGUAACCUCAUCAUACCUAUUAUAAUAUGGCUUGGUUUUGCUCAGUCUCCAUGGUUUAUCUCUAUACAGAAUAAACAGAUAUAGGCCCGGUUUCCCAAAAGCAUCUUAAGGCUAAAUUCAUCGUUAGAACCUUCGUAGGAGCAUCAUUAAAUCUCCGAGCUGUUUCCCAAAACCAUCGUUACCAAAGUUGCACUUGAAAACACGCUUGCUAUUUACGGACUGCCUCAGACCACUCAUAGAACAGCUUUUUUUAUUUUAUUUUUAUAUAUUUUAUUUAUUAUUUCACCUUUAUUUAACCAGGUAAGCCAGUUGAGAACAAGUUCUCAUUUACAACUGCGACCUGGCCAAGAUAAAGCAAAGCAGUGCGAUUAAAAACAACAACACAGAGUUACAUAUGGGGUAAACAAAACAAAGUCAAAAAUAAAACAGAAAAUAUAUAUACAGUGUGUUCAAAUGUAGCAAGUUAUGGAGGUAAGGCAAUAAAUAGGCCAUAGUGCAAAAUAAUUACAAUUAGUAUUAACACUGGAAUGAUAGAUGUGCAAGAGAUGAUGUGCAAAUAGAGAUACUGGAGUGCAAAUUAGCAAAAUAAAUAACAAUAUGGGGAUGAGAUAGUUGGGUGGGCUAAUUUCAGAUGGGCUGUGUACAGGUGCAGUGAUCGGUAAGGUGCUCUGACAACUGAUGCUUAAAGUUAAGUGUGUCGUUAGAUGCGUUUUUCCCAUACCGCGUCACUUUAAACACAGAAGAUCUCCGCUAAACAUAGAAUCAAGAUGUUUAUCUGUCUAGAAAGAUGCUUAAAAUUGAAAACCGAGAUGACUGCAUUAAAAGAUAAAUAGCCUACUUACAGUAUAGGCUAUAGGCCUAUAUAUAUGAAAUACAUUUCAUGUUCAUUAAAUUGAGUUUUAUUUUUAUAUUUGGCUUACGGUCUGUAAUUUUCCCCUCUAUAUUUCAUGAUGUGCCAAAUCUUGAUUUAGUGCAUUAUUAUAGGGUAAGCAUUAGGAUAAGCCGUCUCAAUAUUUGCAGCCAUAGGUGAUAAUGUCUCACUAUGAGCUGAUCCAUUGUCAGUAUUGUUAAUUAAUUAUAAUGUUAAGGGAAGAUUUUAAUGGAGAAAGCUAACCUGAGCAGCGCUGCCUUUCUCUCGAUUCAAUCAGUAUUGACACAUGCUCCAACGACGCACUUAGUGACCGUUCUCUCUGCGUGGUGUUUUGAGAAACUCAUGUUACAUCUUCGGCCGUUGUAGGAAAGAUGCAUCGUUAACACACUCGUAAGCCUAAGUUCCAUCGCUAUCGGGAAACUGGGCCAUAGUCAGUCCAUAUUUGUGACCUAUUUGACCUGGCCUUGUCGCAUAUAGGCUGGAAAUUCUCAUCUUUCCAUGAGCUAGAGGCUGCAGUAUGUUUUUCCAUUGAUAGUAUCAUAUUCAGGGUCAUAAGCGUUGUGAUUCCGCUGUAGUUGGUGGAAAGACCUGAUGUUAAUUUAAUUUAGAGCUAAAUCCGUGAUUCCUUAAUAGUGAAUAUUUUGAAACGUAGUACUUAAGCCUUGAUGUAAUGUAGGACUGUAGAUGGAAUGGCGGCUGGGUUACAGAUGGUUUAUAUAACAGCCAUGACUGUCGGGGAGUCUGGGGCAGAGGGAGAAUUAAUGCCGCCUUCCAAGAACUGAACUUGACACUCAACACUGAACUUGGCUCUGAUCGCACAUCAACAUAACAGAAGUUCCUUAGAACUUCCCAUGACGGCCAAGGUGUGCUUUCCUUGUGACUAUUCCCUAGAUUAUUUUCCACCAUACCUAUGCAAUUUGGUAUUUGUUAGCAGCAGCAUUUCACAGCAGAAAUAAUAGUUCAAAUGUAUAACUGCAUUGCAUGAAUCUUUUUUUAUAUUUUUGUAUACUUUAUUCCAGUGUUUGACACAGUGAUCUAUAGCCAUGUCUAACCUGAGGUGUGUGCCUGAGUCUCAUAGUCAGACAGGAGACCGAGCAGCAGUGUUUCAGUGAUCUAGGCUAAGGAAGGGCUAGAGGCACAGAUUAAACUGGGCUCAGACAGGACACAUUUCCUUCCUGGAGGGGGGUAUGUGAAGGGGGGCAAUUGGCUAACGUUUGCAAUUUGGUUAAGCACUUUUUUAACGCUCCCUCGUCAUGUGAAUUUCUAUCUCUAAUUCAACCUAAGCUUGAAUCAUUACCAAAGGUUGUAAGGCUCUGGUUUUAAUCAUCAAUGAUUCAAGGUCCAUAACCACGAAGAAGGAUUUUUUGUAUGUUUAUUCAUGGAGAGCUCUGGCGCCAAAAACACAUACAUACUGUUUUUAUACCUCUUGACAAACAAAGGCACUAUGCUCCUCCCACCUUUAGGUGGCUCUUUUAAACAGUUUCCGCCUUCUCCUUUACCCUUGAAUGUUUAGUACCCCCUCUGUUAGUGGGUUGACACUAUACGAUAAUUCGAAUAUCGUAUACACAUUUCUACUGUAUUUGAGGUGAAAUCCUUUAGAUUAAUUUGUGUAUUAAGAAUAAUGACUAUCAUAGGCACUAUAUCAUCAGGAUAUUUAACUAAUGCUCCGGAAGACUAUUAUUUCUCCCCUACAUUGUGUUAAGCUCUCUGUGUCCCCUCAGUCCUGACGCUGCAGACAGCUCCACCUUUGAUGUCCAGUUGGGGGACAUCAUUCUCACAGCCACAGACGGCCUCUUCGACAACAUGCCCGACUACAUGAUCCUACAGGAGCUGAAAAAACUCAAGGUACACCCUCGCAUAAACCCUUGCCGUACUUGUGUGCAACAAACAGGUUUACUGUUUAAUUCAGUAGAGUAUUGAAGUGGAGGAGCAAGACAUUCAAAAAAUACUAAGACACUCCUCCAUUUUUUGUUUUUGCAGAACACCAACUAUGAGAGUAUCCAGCAGACAGCCAGGAGCAUUGCAGAGCAGGCCCAUGUUCUGGCAUAUGACCCCAACUACAUGUCGCCUUUUGCGCAGUUUGCUUGUGACAAUGGACUGAAUGUAAGAGGUAAUGAUCAUCACUUUUAUCACUUCUUCAUGUGAGAGGAAAUUGGGGACGAAGCCAAGGUAGACCUCAUUUCAUAGUCCAUUUGCUCCAUUCCUGCCCUGCUUCCCUUGUGAAUGGUAUCCAGGCUAAGAGGGCUUCUCUAUAAAUCAGGAAGAAUGACACCCAGUGAGGAAUACGAAGUGACGGAUCACUUUGUUUUAUUAUAGUGUUCCUUCCAUUGCUCUCAGGCUGCUUCCUUUAUGGAUGAUGAAAAUGAGAGAUGGUUCCCAAAAUCGGUCCAUUCAUUCAUCCUCCUAACUGCAUCUCUUUCUCUUCCCCACAGGAGGAAAGCCAGAUGACAUCACCGUGUUGCUGUCAAUAGUGGCAGAGUACACAGACUAG